AUGGACGAAUCGCUUCAAUCUCUAUGUAAUGAUGACAUUUCUUUAAACUUCUCAAACGCUGUGAUCUCUGAAAUCAAGCGGGAUUUCAUCAGCAUGUUUGUACAGGAAAAUCCAUUUAUGGAAUCCCAUUUUACUUAUACGACGCCGAUGAUAUCGCAAAACUGGAUGUCAUUCCCCAAGUUAAAGAUCCUGGAUCUUUCUGAAAAUAACAUGAGAAGAACCAAUUUUGUACAACUAUUGUCAAACAGCUUAUACUUUCUUGAUCUUCACGGCAAUUCGCUUAGUAACUUGAACUUAAACGAAAAAGGGAAGAAAUUGUUCGCACUAAAUUUGGAUGAAAAUAAUUUUAACAAUAUUCAACAGUACAACGGAUACAGUAAGACUUUAUCGAUGGCUGGUCUGAAGAAUCUACACUAUCUUUCUGUUUCCAGAAACGAGAUUAAUACUAUCGAAUCAGAUGCUUUUCGAGACAAUAACGAAUUGCUUUUUUUGAAUUUAUCCUCAAAUGACAUACAUUAUCUACAUCCGAAGACAUUUGCAAAUUUGCAGUAUUUAGAAACAUUGGAUCUAAGUAUCAACCAACUCGAGAAUGUUCCGCAAAUCUCAAAUGAAACAGAAAUUAGCACUUUGUGUAUUAAUAACAACAACAUAAAGAAAAUAAUUUCGCAUACUUUCGUGUAUAUGCCAAAAUUGAUAAAAUUAUUAAUGGGAAUGAAUCAGAUUGAUAAAAUAGAUGUUAAUGCAUUCGUUCAUCUUAUUGUCCUAGAAGAAUUAGAUUUAUCGAGGAAUAUGUUAAGUUCUUUGCCGGAAGGGUGGACAAAAUCCCUUAUAUCUUUAAAAUAUUUGGACUUAAGCGAUAAUAAAUUCACUUCGCUAGAGUCUUUGCCAUUGACGAAUACGUUGCCAUUGAUAACAAUAUAUUUAAUGAAAAAUUCACUAGAAUAUCUUAAUGUUAAAUAUUUUGAGAAUUUACCUCAAAAUCUCACUAUUAAUUUGAUUUAA
Atta colombica is the source of this 1002-nucleotide messenger RNA. Its product is annotated as protein artichoke-like. The transcript is spliced from 2 exons. Gene Ontology annotation, molecular function: protein binding. Bases 1 to 1002 code for a protein of 333 amino acids. The record is from RefSeq and is a predicted model, not a curated record. NCBI's taxonomy places the organism in Eukaryota, Metazoa, Arthropoda, Insecta, Hymenoptera, Formicidae.